GGAGCAGAGGCAGGAGGGGCGCUCCCCCGCCCCCGGAACGGAAUCCUCCGGGGAGCGGAGCAGGCUCGCGCGCGUGCAUCCCGCACCAUCCCCCGGCCCCCGGCCCCGGCCCGCGUCAGACCGAGCUGCCGCCGCCGCCGCCGCCACCACAGCAGCAGCAGCACUCGGGGAUCCGGGCCCAGCCGGGGCCGCGGGAGGCGGGGGCGCCCGGGCCCUGGAUGUCCCGCAGCGCGGCGGCCAGCGGCGGACCCAGGAGGCCUGAGCAGCAUCUGCCCCCAGCCCCCUGUGGGGCCCCGCAUCUGCCCCCAGCCCCCUGUGGGGCCCCGGGGCCCCCUGAAACCUCCAGGACGGAGCCAGAAGGGGCGGGCACCAUGAAUAAGUUACGGCAGAGCCUGCGGAGGCGGAAACCAGCCUACGUGCCCGAGGCGUCACGCCCCCACCAGUGGCAAGCAGAUGAGGACGCGGUGCGCAAGGGCACGUGCAGCUUCCCGGUCAGGUACCUGGGCCAUGUGGAGGUGGAGGAGUCCCGGGGGAUGCAUGUGUGUGAAGAUGCCGUGAAGAAGCUGAAGGCGAUGGGCCGCAAGUCCGUGAAGUCUGUCCUUUGGGUGUCAGCCGACGGGCUCCGAGUGGUGGAUGACAAGACCAAGGACCUGCUGGUAGACCAGACCAUCGAAAAAGUCUCCUUUUGUGCCCCUGACCGCAACCUGGACAAGGCUUUCUCCUACAUCUGCCGGGAUGGGACCACCCGCCGCUGGAUCUGCCACUGUUUCCUGGCGCUCAAGGACUCUGGCGAGAGGCUGAGCCACGCCGUGGGCUGUGCCUUUGCAGCCUGCCUGGAGCGGAAACAGCGGCGGGAGAAGGAAUGCGGGGUCACGGCCGCCUUCGAUGCCAGCCGCACCAGCUUCGCCCGCGAGGGCUCCUUCCGCCUGUCGGGCGGCGGGCGGCCCGCCGAGCGAGAGGCCCCCGAGAAAAAGAAAGCAGAGGCAGCAGCUGCCCCAGCUGCGGCUCCUGGCCCUGCGCAGCCCGGGCACGUGUCCCCGACACCGGCCACCACAUCCCCUGGUGAGAAGGGUGAGGCAGGCACCCCAGUGGCUGCAGGCACCAGUGCGGCCGCCAUCCCCCGACGCCAUGCCCCCCUGGAACAGCUGGUUCGCCAGGGCUCCUUCCGUGGAUUCCCGGCACUCAGCCAGAAGAACUCACCUUUCAAACGGCAGCUGAGCCUACGACUGAAUGAGCUGCCGUCCACACUGCAGCGCCGCACUGACUUCCAGGUGAAGGGCACAGUGCCCGAGAUGGAGCCUCCCGGCGCCAGUGACAAUGACGGCAUCAAUGCUCUGUGCACGCAGAUCAGCUCGUCUUUCGCCAGUCCUGGAACCCCAGCACCCGGGCCACCGCCGGCCUCAGGAGGGACUUCUGCCUGGGGUGAGUCCUCCAUGCCGCCCGCAGCUGCCUUCCAGCCCGGGCACAAGCGGACCCCUUCGGAGGCCGAGAGGUGGCUAGAGGAGGUGUCCCAGGUGGCCAAGGCGCAGCAGCAGCAGCAGCAACAGCAGCAAGCGGCCGCAGUGGCCCCCGUGGCCCCCGCCCUGCAGCCCUUCCCCGCCCCCGUCGGGCCCUUCGAUGCCGCGCCUGCCCAGGUGGCCGUGUUCCUGCCGCCCCCACACAUGCAGCCCCCUUUUGUGCCCGCCUACCCGGGCUUGGGCUACCCGCCUGUGCCCCGGGUGCCCGUGGUGGGCAUCACACCCUCACAGAUGGUGGCCAACGCCUUCUGCUCAGCCACCCAGCUCCAGCCCCAGCCCGCCACCCUGCUCGGAAAAGCUGGAGCCUUCCCGCCCCCGGCCAUGCCCACUGCCCCCGGGGGCCAGGCCCGCCCACGCCCCAAUGGGGCACCCUGGCCCCCAGAGCCGGCACCUGCCCCGGCCCCUGAGUUGGACCCCUUUGAGGCUCAGUGGGCAGCAUUAGAAGGCAAACCGGCUGUAGAGAAGCCUUCCAACCCCUUCUCGGGCGACCUGCAGAAGACCUUCGAGAUUGAACUGUAGCCCGAGCCGCCCUGCCCACCCCAGCAUCUCCGGGUGCCCCGCACCUGGGCGUGGAGGCCCAACCUCUCCCUAGGCCCGCUCCCUGGGGCUGCGCCCCCCCAACACCCCCUCUCGCCCCUUCUCUUGAUCACCCCCCACAACCACUACAGAAGUGACAUUGGACG
This is a messenger RNA of Ailuropoda melanoleuca (giant panda), 2200 nucleotides long. RefSeq names its product NUMB like endocytic adaptor protein (gene NUMBL). The transcript is spliced from 10 exons. Gene Ontology annotation, cellular component: cytoplasm. The coding region runs from base 219 to 2036 and encodes 605 amino acids. Gene Ontology annotation, biological process: positive regulation of neurogenesis. Lineage: Eukaryota; Metazoa; Chordata; Mammalia; Carnivora; Ursidae. The record is from RefSeq and is a predicted model, not a curated record.